GCGGCGGGGAGGCGGCGGCCCGCUUGGCCCAGGCCAGCCCGCGGCUGCGGCGGUCCGGUUCGCUGCAGGCAGCGCCGGGAGCCGGCUGCUAACAGCAUCCCGCGGCUGCCACCUCUGUCACUCUGUCCCCGGGUCAGACAUGGCCCUGGUGCGCGACGCCGAACCGGCGGCCGGGUCCUCCCGCUGGCUGCCCACGCACGUCCAGGUGACUGUGCUACGGGCUAGCGGGUUGAGGGGCAAGAGCUCAGGCGCCGGCAGCACCAGCGACGCGUACACGGUGAUCCAGGUGGGCCGCGAGAAGUACAGCACCUCGGUGGUGGAGAAGACGCAAGGCUGCCCGGAAUGGUGCGAGGAGUGCUCGUUCGAGCUGCCGCCCGGCGCCCUGGACGGCCUGCUGCGGGCACAGGAGGCAGAUGGGGCCCCUGCGCCCUGGGCCUCGGGCCCCAAUGCUGCCUGCGAGCUGGUGCUCACCACCAUGCACCGCUCGCUCAUCGGUGUGGACAAGUUUCUGGGCCGGGCCACCGUGGCUCUGGAUGAGGUCUUCCGCGCAGGCCGCGCCCAGCACACGCAGUGGUACAAGCUGCACUCCAAGCCAGGCAAGAAGGAGAAGGAGCGCGGUGAGAUCCAGGUGACCAUCCAGUUCACACGAAACAAUCUGAGUGCCAGCAUGUUCGACCUGUCCAUGAAGGACAAGCCACGGUCCCCCUUCAGCAAGCUCAAGGACAAGGUGAAGGGCAAGAAGAAGUAUGAUCUAGAAUCGGCCUCAGCUAUUCUCCCAAGCAGCGCCCUGGAGGAUCCUGAGCUGGGCAGCCUGGGCAAGAUGGGCAAAGCCAAAGGUUUCUUCCUCCGCAACAAGCUCCGCAAGUCCUCGCUCACACAAUCCAACACCUCGCUGGGCUCUGACAGCACCCUGUCCUCUACUAGCGGCAGCCUGGCCUACCAGGGCCCUGGAGCUGAGCUCCUCACCCGCUCACCAAGCCACAGCAGCUGGCUGUCCACCGAAGGGGGCAGGGACUCUACCCAGUCCCCCAAGCUGCUCACCCACAAGAGGACAUACAGUGAUGAGGCCAGCCAGCUACGGGCAGUUCCUCCCCGGGCUCUUCUGGAGCUCCAAGGCCAUCUUGAUGGUGCCUCCCGCUCUUCCCUCUGUGUCAAUGGGAGCCACGUGUACAAUGAGGAGCCUCAGCCUUCCUUACGGCACCGCAGCUCCAUCUCAGGCCCCUUUCCACCCUCGACCUCCCUACACAGUGUCCCACCUCGGCCCUCCGAGGAGGGGCCUCGGUCCUCCGAUGACUCUGGGGGCAGAGGCAGCCGUGGCCCCAGCAGCUCGGAGGCAGUGCCUGGACAGGAAGAACUGAGUGCUCAGGCCAAAGUGCUGGCCCUGGGGGCCGGUUGCUCUGGAGAGGAAGAGGGGGCCCGGCCUCCAGAGGGAAAACCAGUCCAAGUUGCGACGCCCAUGGUGGCAUCCUCUGAGGCUGUGGCCGAGAAGGAGCGGAAGCCCCGGAUGGGGCUCUUCCAUCAUCACCACCACCAUCACCAGGGGCUGAGCCGGAAUGAGCUGGGGCGCCGUGGCUCAGUUGGGGAGAAAGGGAGUCCCUCACUGGGAGCCUCCCCGCACCACCCACCCACUGGGGAGGAAAAGGCCAAGAGUAGCUGGUUUGGCCUGAGAGAAUCCAAGGAACCAACUCAGAAGCCCAGCCUGGACGUGUCUCCUCAGGUAGAAUCUGACCCAGCUGCUCCUCCUCACCCCUGCUCCCCCCAGGCUCCGGCCCCCCCCACUCCUGCUCCCGCUGCUGCUCCCAUGCUAAGCACUAACCUUUUUGCAGCCACCUCCCCUGCCGCUGCCACUGCCGCUGCUGCCACCAUUGUCCCCGAAGCCACCCCCUCUGGAUUCUUGGGGGUCACCAACCCGUUCUUCACCUCCUUGCAGAGCAACCCCUUCUUCGAGGAGCUCAAAGCCGACAUAGCACUAAAUUCUCCUUCACCUGCUCCCUCUCUCCCCAGUGCCUCGAGGGCCAGCCUGGCCCCCCUGGCCUCCCCUGGGAAAGCCCUGCCUGAGUGGGACGACACCUUCAACGUCUUUGCUGCUGGCAGGCUGCAGCCAGAGGCCAGGAGUGAGAUUCUGGCCCUGGCAGGAGUGGGGCUGGAGGAGGAUGGGCUGCAAGACCCAGGCCCUGGGACCAUGGCAGUGAGAGCGGCGGAGCCCCAGAGAGAACCUGGGGGAGAAAGAGGUGGAAGCAGCGCGCGGCCGGAGCCCAGGGUGCCUGUGGACUCGGGACCGGACCAGCCAAGCUCAAGUGUGUCUGACCCAGGACCCCUUGGGUCUUCAGGGACUGGCCCACCCUCCAGAGCAGCCCAGUUGCACCUGAGAACUUCAGCCUCAACCCCAGACCGGGAGCUUCCUGCCUCAGAAGUGGGAGCCGCGCAGAGUCCAGCAGAUAGCGGGGCAUCUCUGUUCAGUUCCCCAGAAGUACUCAGUGUGUGGGAGAGACUUCCUGGGGACCAGGAUGAGGAGGCUCCCCGAGAUGGAAGCCAGCUUUUCCAGGAGCUGAACACAGUGGAGGAUUCCUGGCCUUGGGAUGUGAUCACCAUUUCUCCUACAGCAGAGGUUGCUUCAUCCAUCAUGCAGGGAGACUCCGAUGAGGUGCCUCCUCCCAAGGCGCAGCCUGAAUCACCAGCUGCCGUGCGCCCCAUGGAGAGCGAGGGGCACCCUGCAUGGCAGCUGGAGCCAGAGCCUGAGCAGGGAUUGGAUGAGGGGUCAUGGCCUGGCCUGCCACCUCCCAAGCCACCACGCCUCUUCACACCUACAAAUUCCCAGGUGGAGGAGGAGGAAGAAGAGGAGGACCAAGAGGAGGAAGAGAAUGCUACAGGGGGUCUGAAAAGCGGGGGGCCAGGGAUAGAAGAAGACACCACCCCAAGUGCAUUGGUUGUUGGUCCCCCAGAGUCUAAGGAGGAGGAGGUAAAUCCAGAGUUGGAGGAAUUGCACAGCCUGCCCUCUGGGACCCUGAUGGGUGAGCCAGAACUUGAAGAACUAGUAGGAGACACGGAUCCUCCUGGGUCUGGGGCCUGUCCACCCAGGCCCACCAGCUACCUUGAGGGGCCCAUCCCUAGAUCCCAUAGCUCAGCCAGCUCAACUCUGCUGAGCCAGAUGGUCUGGGGGACUUCAGAUACAGGGGAGAGCCUCGAAACCCAGAGCCAGGAGCUAGUCAAAGAGGGGUUUGGACCUCAGCAGGCUGAUCUGUGGGCCUCAGAGGAGGAGGAGGAGGAUGCCUUGAAUCCCUUCUUAUGUCAGGAGAGCCAAGAUCCCCCCAGCCUCCCAUCUAUAUCACCACCAGGGUCAAGGGGAUCCUCUGUCCACUCUGGUCCAGAAGAGUUGCCCACACCCCCAGAACCUGCCUUCCCACCUCCCCCUCUCCCACCGUGGGCCAGCCACCGCCAUGGGGUGCCAGGCCCUCCAUGCCCUCCCCUGCCUGUAGCCUGGCCCUUGACCUCUUCUUCCUCCCCUCCCGAGGAGUCAGCUUCACCCCUUGGCCCCCUUGAGCUCUCCCCCACUGGGGGCUCCCCUACACCAUGUGGGGAAGACCACGCUGCAGCCACCCCAGCCUCCCCGCUUGCGCUUCUGCCCUGGGAGACACGACCAGCUGAGGAGCCCCAGCCCAGUGGCAGUCCCCAUCCCGUGAAGCCCCUCAGCGCUGCCCCUGUGGAGGCCAGCCCCGACAGGAAACAGCCCCGCACCAGCCUGAGCUCAGCCCUGAGCAGCGGACUGGAGAAGCUCAAAACUGUCACAUCUGGCAGCAUCCAGUCUGUGGUUCCAGCAUCUCAGCUUGGCCCAACUGUGGACACCAAGAGGCUAAAGGAAUCUGCUGUGCUGGACCAGUCGGCCAAGUACUAUCACCUGACUCAUGAUGAGCUCAUUGGCCUGCUCCUGCAGCGUGAGCGCGAGCUGAGCCAGAGAGACGAGCAUGUCCAGGAGCUGGAGAGCUACAUCGACCGGCUGCUGGUGAGGAUCAUGGAGACCUCGCCCACGCUGCUGCAGAUCUCCCCUGCCCCCCACAAGUAACCCUUCCCUCCAUCCCUGGAGGGUUGCUGAGGGCCGGUGUGAUGCCCUCCACUGACUAGUCACCUGAGUAGGGCACGGCCUGCUCUCCUGGUCACCCUCUGCUCCCCUCCCCAUCCUGCCUCUGCUGGGGUUGCUGGAAGGGGCCCCUUUGAACUCCCACUAGAGCCCUGGGUCUUUCCUACCUGCCCAUUUCACACUAGUAGCUUUGGGGCCCCCCAGAGAAUUGGAAGAAGGAUGUCAGCUGUCGAGAUGGAGCAGGAGUGAGCUGUGGGUUCUGGGGUGAGCUGUGGUAUCUAGGGCAACACUGUGCCAGCACAGAUUUAAAUCACCCCAUGGGGUUGGUCGGUUGUUUCUUCUUGGCCGAUCGUGCUGGAGGUCCUCCUGGUAUUGACUGGGACUGGGAUGGGGACCAAGCUGCUUGCUUGUCUGUGCGCUGUGGACAACCAGGGCACCUACACCUCAACCUUGUGCCUGUACCCUAAGAGUAGGGAGCCUGUGUGUUUUAGUCUUGUCUCUCUUUCUGUCUGGGGCUGUGUGUGGAGCAUGUAUACAGGUUGUUGUUGUUGGUGGUGGUGGUGAUGGUGAUGGUGGUGGUGGUGAUGGUGAUGUGUGUUGUGUCUUUGUGUUCUUCAGCUGCUCCCUGCCCCUCUUCAGACCCUCCCACUCCAUGUCCCAGUGGUGAUGGGUGGUGGGGCUGGGUGUAGGGAGGAUGACUCCCUGCUCCUGAGGUUCUCCCUACCUCCCGAACACGAGACCCUCCAGGUUGGGGCUGCUCGUGUUACGGGGAUCAGGCCUCCAUGUCCGUUGUUACUACUUGUCCAGAUGCCAAAACUGUGCUGCUGUGGGGUCAGAACUUUUGGAAACCAAUUAAAACGUGCCUUUUGUGGGUGAGGACAAGAGCCUCUGGAUGUGACCACUCUGGCUGUGGGGUCCCCUCCCUCUUAUUGAGCACAUGAAAAUGGCCGUUAAGGUCCUGAAAGGGGGAUGUGGACCAGGCUUUGUGCUUCCCUAAGAAGUACCUCAGCUAAGGCUCUAGCCAACCUGCUGCCACCUCCUAAGUCUUCUUCCCACCUCCUGCUCCUUCCUUGACCCCCAUUCAGAGCAUCCUGGGAUAAAAAUCUAGUGCACAGUAAGCCUGGGGCUACCCUGCAUCUUAUUGUGUCUGGCCUUGAGUCCCAGCUGUGCUGGACCAGAGGGCGCGUCUGGGAAGUGGGAGGCUUCACUCUGCCUUAGGAGACCUGAACUUAGGAAAUGCCUGUGGCUCUCCAGCUGUUCUGUAAGCUGCUGUGCAGCCUCCCUCUUGCUCACCAACCCCUUCUGUCUUUCCUGGCCUGGCUGAAGUGCAUUUUGAAGCCAAGUAUUUACCCUGUGGUCCAGCUUCUUCUUUGCUUGUGAAUAAAGCAGGUCUCCCCAUGGCAUCUGCAGGGGUCCUUGGUGGCUGUGCAUUAGCAAAAAGUAUGUGUGAAGGAGGUGAGAUGCUGAAAAAAGAUGAUUUGGGCCGGGUGGAAAGGCAACACCUGUUUCUUCAUGGCAGGGUCAUGAGUUCACUCAGAACACCUCAGGAGGUAUGCUCUGUGGAUGUCAGUCUUCUGACAGCAUAGAGCAGACAGACCCCGCAAUGGGCCCCCACAGUACAGUUACCAACUCUAGGUCAACUCGGAAAUGAAGAAAGCAGCCACCAGUUUCCAGGUUUUUGCCCACAUGGUGGGGGGUCAUUGGGCACUGAAGUGAGUCCCUCUGCUAGGCAUGCCUCUGAGCUCAUUUGGUUCCGGCCCUGUCCCCUCGCCCUUCGCCCGUCCCUGCCAUUUUGUCUCCCUGUGUGGCCAGGGCAGGGGUGUCUCAGGAGAGGCUCUGAACUGAAGCCAGGGUUUUGCUUGUGUCUGCUCCAUACCACACAUUGCAGAGUGCGGCUGGCAGGCAGUGAGCAGGUACAGCUCUGCUCUGCCGUUGGUCUUCCUAGUUGAAACUCCUGUCUAUAAAGAGCUUGUUCUUCAUGUUUUGAGCACUUUAUGAAGAAUAAAAAGUUCGUGUACCACA
Molecule: messenger RNA, 6097 nt
Organism: Peromyscus maniculatus bairdii (prairie deer mouse)
Lineage: Eukaryota; Metazoa; Chordata; Mammalia; Rodentia; Cricetidae
Gene: Rab11fip5
Product: RAB11 family interacting protein 5
Biological process (GO): regulated exocytosis
Cellular component (GO): phagocytic vesicle; recycling endosome; early endosome
Molecular function (GO): small GTPase binding
Source: RefSeq, a predicted model, not a curated record